UCUCAAUUGUUUUGAUUUUUAACUAACUUGGCUUUUGAUUUAAUGUCUCACCAGCUAAUCCUUGCUUAUGAGAAUGCUUGGAAUACCUCAGCUUAAACCUAGGACUCGUAGGGCUAUCUACACUUAUCUGGGUAGAUAUUAAUGAACAUCAUUUCCUCCCCGUGGAACAUUUUACAGUUUUUUUUAUUGAUAUAUAAGUAUUUUUAAGGUCAUGUUUAUAUUGAAACAGGAAGAGUACUCACAUUUCAAUAGACACAAUUACACCCCAAUACAGAAUUAGCAAAGGCUUUGGUGGGCACGAGGAAACACAAGGAUUUGUGAUUUCAGGGUGAUAAGAAAAUAGAGGAUACCCGAUUUCAAAGCUUUGCUGCACACAAAUUCUUUAGCAAGGAAUGUAAACCUACCUAAUUGCUGGAGAAUAACUAAGCUUUCUCACGGUUAUAAUUUAUAGUUUCACUCACAUUCACCAAUAGUGAGAGGAGCUGCCCUCACUAGUUUGGUACCUUGGUUACAUUCCAUCUAUUUUGCCCUGUGUAAUAGGUAACUGCCCACAUUUAUCUACCCAUAAUCCACUCUGCUUACCAUAUGAGAAAACCUAUUGAUAGGGUUCCAUAGCAAUAAAUGGGUAGUUUUGUUUGGCUUUAUGUUUUAUGGGUUUUCUUGGAUUCCCCACUGCUGCAUUCUGAAAAAUGAAUCUGCCGUUGCCCUAUUCUCAAUGCCCACAGCUGGAUUGGGUUAGGAUUAUGAGUGAUUGCAUACAGCUGGUGUCCAUAAUUUACUAGUACUUAUCACCUGGCAGUGAACCAAUAACAACACUCUCCUCGUAGCUGUUAUUAUACUGUUACUAGUACCUCUACCAUAUACUUCUGAAUCUCUCCAGGAGUGUUGUUUUUAUCACUGCAAUUCCUGGUUGCUUCUAUAUUAUCUAUAUGCUUUCUGUACACUCAGCUGCUGUUCCUUGAGUUUCAUAAUGAAUGAUUCUGCUUCAUUCCUAUUGGUCACCUAAAGGAAAAGCACUAGUCCCAAUCCAACCCGAGGGAAAAAUCCACCUACCUGUUCCUGUUACAUUGAUCUGUUACUGCUAUAUACUCGUAGGGCUUACUCGUCUAAAAAGGCUCUAGGUUAUGGCUCUAAAGGUUGUGUUCUAGCACUUAUUGUACAUAUGAAUGAUGCUACAUUGUAUCCUUUUCCAAUCUCAAAUGCAACCAACCAUGUACCUAUUGAGGCCUUUGUUCCUAUUUGCGCUGCUUCUGGCGGCAGCAGCUGCUGCCAGUGCCAAAAACUAUAAUCCGCAUCACUCCAAGGAUUCCCUGAGGCUGAAACUCGUACACAAAAACUCCCUAAAUUCUCCCUUGAGGAAAACAUUCUCUUCCCCGGAAGAGCAUCUGGCCAACAUUAUCCAUGAGGACUCAGUCAGGGUACAUGGCAUGCAGAGAGUCAUUGAACAACAACAUUCCAGAGGUAGAGCGUUCCAGACUUUUUCCUCAAUCUGGGAACAGUCUGCCUACCACAAGAAGGAGUUUAAGGCCCCUGUAAUAUCAGGUGCGUCUGCAGGCUCUGGGCAGUACUUUGUGGAUUUUUACAUCGGAACCCCACCUCAGAAAUUUAUGCUGAUAGCAGACACGGGAAGUGAUCUCCUUUGGGUACGCUGUUCUGGCUGUAAAGGGAAAUGCCUUAGAAAGCCUGGAUCAGCCUUCUUUGCGAGGCGUUCGUCAAGUUUUAUGCCAGUACAUUGCUAUGCACCUGUUUGUGAACUGGUUCCCCCUCCCACAGAUCCUUCAUGUAAUCGCACAAGGGUCCAUAGCUCCUGCAUGUAUGAUUAUAUCUAUGCAGAUCUCUCUGAUAGCAGUGGGAUCUUCUCCAGGGAGACUGCAACCCUUAACACAAGUUCAGGGGAGAGUACGAGAAUCACCAAUGUGGCAUUUGGUUGUGGGAUGAAGAGUUCAGGACCUAGUUUUACAGGUCCAACAUUCGCUGGAGUACAUGGGGUGUUAGGGCUGGGGAAGGGGCCCAUCUCAUUCACUUCACAGCUUGGUAAACUUGUUGGAAACAGAUUUUCUUACUGCUUGGUGGACUACACUAUUUCUCCGCCACAGACAAGUUAUCUUGUAUUGGGGCAGCCACCUUUGAGGCGCUCGUUGAUGAAAUCUAUGAGCUACACUCCUUUUUUAAGGAACAGAUUUGCAGAGACCUUUUACUACGUUGGGAUUAAGCAAGUUUUUGUUGAAGGGGUUCUUCUUCCCAUCCUUCCCAGGGUUUGGAGUAUUGAUGCUCAGGGCAAUGGGGGAACUGUCAUUGAUUCUGGCACCACCUUGACCUACAUUGUAGAGCCUGCAUACCAGAUAAUCCUUGCAGCAUUCAGAAAGACUGUGUUGUAUCCAAGAGUCAGGUCUGUGCAGAGCUUUGAUCUUUGCUUCAAUGUCUCAGGUAUUGCCAGACCCCAAUUACCCAAGCUGACUAUUGUUUUCAUGGGCAAUGCAAGGUUUGAUCCUCCUCCUUCAAACUAUUUCAUCAAUGCUGCUGAUGAUGUCGAGUGCCUGGCAUUACAGGGUGUCUCUUCUCCUUCUGCUUUCUCUAUUCUUGGUAAUCUUUUGCAGCAGAACUUUUUUAUCAUGUAUGAUAGGGAGUUUUCUAGACUUGGGUUUGUUCAUACUGAUUGCUCUUCAUCUUAGGAUGUAUAUUUUUGCUUGGGAUUAUUGUUGUUUGAAGUGCUACCAUAGCAGAAGCAAAUCUCAUUUUCCUUGUCGUUUCUGACUAUGCUCUAACGCUGUUACAUUUUCUAGCCUGGCAUCUGUCAGGCAAGAAGUUUGUCUGUUACACAUUAUUUUCUAAGUGAGUCUAUCUAUAUGCCAAGUUUUAUGACUAUAAUGCAUCAUUGAGCAUUAGCUCCAUAUCAGCAUUGUAUGAGGGUCUUACAGUGUGGCAAGAAGCUCAUGAUUUGUGUGCUAGCUUGCCAUUUGAGUGAUUUAAACAGAAUGCAUUGUUGUUGCUUACUUUGCAUGGUACAAAUUGUUUACAAAUCUCCAAAUUAAAAGCAAUAAGAGCAGGCCCAAAGUCAGUUGAUUUUCUUAA
Cryptomeria japonica (Japanese cedar) is the source of this 3072-nucleotide messenger RNA. Its product is annotated as aspartyl protease family protein 2. The transcript has a single exon. Lineage: Eukaryota; Viridiplantae; Streptophyta; Pinopsida; Cupressales; Cupressaceae. The coding region runs from base 1167 to 2672 and encodes 501 amino acids. The record is from RefSeq and is a predicted model, not a curated record. Gene Ontology annotation, molecular function: aspartic-type endopeptidase activity. Gene Ontology annotation, biological process: proteolysis.